Molecule: messenger RNA, 1044 nt
Organism: Anopheles coustani
Lineage: Eukaryota; Metazoa; Arthropoda; Insecta; Diptera; Culicidae
Gene: BBS5
Product: Bardet-Biedl syndrome 5 protein homolog
Exons: 2
Coding region: 1-1044 (347 amino acids)
Biological process (GO): intracellular transport; cilium assembly
Cellular component (GO): ciliary basal body; BBSome
Molecular function (GO): phosphatidylinositol-3-phosphate binding
Source: RefSeq, a predicted model, not a curated record
AUGAACCAAAAACCAGUGUGGGAGGAUCGAGAAGUGAAAUUCGAUAUUCCCUCGGUCUAUAAAACUCUACGCAGUGGUGAGCGCAUACUGGAUGUCCUAGAAUCCGUGGAGGACACCAAGGGCAACAGUGGCGAUUGCGGGCGCAUACUAGCGACCAACCUUCGAGUAAUAUGGUACUCAGUUACGUCGCAUCGGUUCAGCCUUUCCAUCGGCUACUCCUGCAUACUGACCAUGAACACCAAAACGGUCGUGUCGAAGCUUCGCGGCACAACCCAAGCUCUGCAUAUUUUGAGCGUCGGCUCCAACUCUCGGUUUGAAUUUAUUUUCACCAACCUCAUGGCGGUCAAUACGAAACAUUUUGCCUCCAUCUUCGACAUCUAUCGACUGUACCAAGGGUCCACUAUUUACCGCGAGCUUAAGCUCCGGUCUUCGAUUGUUACGGCCGGCCAACUGCAAGUCCUGCCGCAGGAGCAAAUUUUCAACAGCAUCUCCGGGGUGUGGAAUCUCUCCAGCGACCAGGGCAACCUGGGCAUGCUGAUCGUAAGCAACGUUCGCCUCGUCUGGUUCGCCGAGAUGAACAAUAGCUUCAACAUAUCCCUUCCGUACAUGCAAAUCGGAAACGUGCGCAUCCGCGAGUCCAAGUAUGGGCCAGCUCUGGUCAUCCAAACGCUGGAAACGGGCGGCUCGUACGUGCUCGGUUUUCGUAUCGACCCACCGGAACGACUGGGUGAUGUCUACCGGGAAGUUCUUUCCCUUCACAGUGUCUACACGGAGACUCCCGUUUUCGGAGUGUCCUACGAACGGCCGACCGAUGUCCAUCGUCCAGCGACCGACUCAAUCGACGACAUCGAAGAGUUCGAUUCGACCGCAGGAAGUGAUAUAAAUUCAAAAUUCACUGCUUACCUUGCUGACGCCGGCUCGGGCGGAGAUGGAUCGGGAAUGAAACGGAAGCCAUUCUACUGCAAAGAACUCGGGUUUGCGAUGGAAUCACUAAAAGAUGGCUACACCGUUAAAGAUCUGUGGGAUGUGUUACCUUCCCAAUAG